This is a messenger RNA of Ilex paraguariensis (yerba mate), 1484 nucleotides long. Lineage: Eukaryota; Viridiplantae; Streptophyta; Magnoliopsida; Aquifoliales; Aquifoliaceae. The record is from the annotation of a GenBank genome assembly.
AGUAAAAUGUAUUUAAUUUUCACAACCUCCAAGCCCAACACACCACCGCUACCACGCCCACCACCUCUUACCCAUUUCCCCAAGCUUUUCAGUCUUUCUAUCUCUGCAAUCGAACCCUAGGAAUAGAUACCAAUUUCAGAUGAUGGGUUCAUCCCACAGGACUUAGUAAAUCCAGAACAAGAGACAAAGUUCAGACUCAGACCAAACCCAGAUCGAGUAUGGCUUCAUUUUCUACUUCCAGGUACUUUGCAGCCCUCUCUUUCCUCAUUCUUUGCUUCAAAACCAUAACUGCAGACCCGAAUUCAUCAUUCUCUAUCAAGAAUUUUGGUAAAGAUUCAAACUUCGGUUCCCAAAUUUCUCUAUAUGGUGAUGCUAAAGUAGUUGACGACGGCUUGUCCGUUCAAAUCACUGGUUCAUCUAUUUCUGGUGCUGGUAGAAUGAUGUAUAAGAAACACAUUAAGCUUGUUGAAGGAGAACCUUUAAAAAUGUUGUCUUUUUCAACGAAUUUCUCAUUUUCGUUGUCACCUGAAAAUGGGAAUGGUUUAGCUUUUGUGAUGGUUCCGAUUGGUUUUCCUUUGAAUGUGUUUGACGGUGGCUCAUUUGGGUUGUUGGGUAGUGAGAGAAAAACGAGGUUUCUCUGUGUUGAAUUUGAUACUUCCAUGGAUAUCAAGUAUGGUGAUGUGAAUGACAAUCAUGUUGGUUUUGAUGUUGAUGGUUUUACAUCUGUUAAAGUGAGCAAUGUCUCCUCUCUCAAUUUGGUGCUGAAUAGUGGUGAGAAAUUGCAAGCUUGGAUUGAUUAUGAAGCAAGUUCAAGGCGGCUAGAGGUUAGGUUGAAUAAAUUAGGUGAACUUAAGCCAGUUGAUCCAUUGCUUUCUUAUCCAAUUGACCUGUCACAAAUGUGGAAUGGAGAGGAUGUCUUUGUGGGGUUAAGUUCAUCAAGUGGGAAUUCAUCUCAGAAAUGCAAUGUGUUUUCAUGGAGCUUUAAGCUCCGUCGUGUACCACAUUGGAUGCAUUCUCAACCAAUUGAUCCUCAGACUGUCGUGGUGAAGACAAAAGCCUUGACUCUUCACAAGAGAAGUGAUUGUGUUCUGAGAGUCCUUGCUGUAGUGAUAUUUGGCAUUGGAUGUGGAGUCUUUGGAGUAUUCAUGGUGUUGUUUCUGUGGACUAUCUUCGGUAAUAGGCGUCCUGUGGUUCCGGAGGAAUAUGCUGUGCACCCUGUGAAUGAGUUGGAGUACAAAAAGUUCAAUGCUGUUGUAGAUAACGCCAUCCAAGAUGGUAAGAAGUAGGUGUGACCUGGGGUUUAGUUGGAUGUUUUGUUUGUAAAUUGAUCUUCAUUUUUUGUGCUUGUGAGUUUUGGUUUUAGUGUCUUGCUGUAAUUUAAUGAUCAAUCAUGCAAAUGUAGUUGUAUUAACGUUGCCCAGUGUUAUGAUCAUUAAAAUACAGCUUCAAAUUUGGAAAAUGGAAUAUUAUUUCUUUUAUCUUCA